GGAAAACGGAAGUGCUCUUCUUCGACGCUUCAAAAGCGGGUAGAUGAGCUACAACGAUGCCCCCGUGUGGCCGAGGAAAUUCACCAAAACAUCAGGCCGCUUCAGAUGGCAGUAUAAUUUACAGCAGUCCACACAUGAACUGUUGACUCCUCCCCGCCAGCACGCAACCCUGGAUGCAGCCACACCUCCUCUUAUACUAACCUCCAGCAUCCCGUCAGGCUGGGCAGACGCACAGGGUCGCCACACACUGAGAGGACAGUGCUGUCCUGUGUGAGGACACUGAGAAGAAGAUUACCAAACAGAGGGAAGCCAGAGGGGCUUUUUGCCUGCACUGUGCCGGUCAGCUGCCGAGUCUCUUCUUCACAGGUCGUGUAUGAUGCGCUUGUCUGACGACAAGAAAUCAUCAGAAGAAGACAUGAGUUUGGGGGCAGCGUGCAUUUUCUUGCGAGGAGGGAAAAAUAUUACAAGACAACUGGCUGAUGAUGAGAUUGAUGAGCUGCGCGAUGCAUUCAAUGAGUUUGACAAAGAUAAGGACGGGCUGAUCAGCUGUAAGGACCUGGGGAACCUGAUGAGGACCAUGGGCUACAUGCCCACAGAGAUGGAGCUGAUCGAGUUGAGCCAGAACAUCAACAUGAACCUUGGUGGAAGAGUCGACUUUGAGGAUUUCGUAGAGCUCAUGACCCCGAAGCUUCUGGCAGAAACAGCUGGGAUGAUCGGCAUGAAGGAGCUUAAAGACGCCUUUAAAGAGUUUGACAUGGACGGAGAUGGAGAGAUCACAACGGAAGAGCUGCGGUCGGCCAUGACCAAGCUGAUGGGAGAGCACAUGAACCGGAGAGAGAUCGACGCCAUAGUCAAAGAAGCAGACGACAAUGGAGACGGAACGGUAGACUUUGAAGAGUUCGUCAGAAUGAUGUCAGUGCUGAGAAAAUUCCGGGCGCUCUCAGAGAGAACUUCACAGCUAUGCAAAGAUUGACAAUCAUGAGACCUUUUUUAAAGUGUAACAUUAUGGCACAGGGUGUGUGAACAAAUGGAUGUAUUGUUGGUUUUGGUUUGAUAAUAUUUGUUUCUUGUAUAUACAGGAAGUCACUUUGGAUUGCUUUGUUGAAUUGGAUUUUUUGAAAUGUAUGUAUCG
Molecule: messenger RNA, 1132 nt
Organism: Acanthopagrus latus (yellowfin seabream)
Lineage: Eukaryota; Metazoa; Chordata; Actinopteri; Spariformes; Sparidae
Gene: cabp5a
Product: calcium binding protein 5a
Exons: 9
Coding region: 374-973 (199 amino acids)
Molecular function (GO): calcium ion binding
Source: RefSeq, a predicted model, not a curated record